This is a messenger RNA of Pyricularia oryzae 70-15, 3684 nucleotides long. RefSeq lists its product as uncharacterized. The coding region runs from base 1 to 3684 and encodes 1227 amino acids. The record is from RefSeq and is a predicted model, not a curated record. The transcript is spliced from 2 exons. Lineage: Eukaryota; Fungi; Ascomycota; Sordariomycetes; Magnaporthales; Pyriculariaceae.
AUGGCCAAGAUAAUACAUGAAAACGACACAAACGACAAAGAAAGCAUGGGUCCCGAAACACCAGUACCACCAAGACGGGGCGGGCAACCAGGUUCGAGUUUACUUAGGGGUUGUAUAUGGGUGCUGGCCAUCAUCUCCAUCUCCUUCUUCUCCAUCGGCGUGUACGAGCACACGAGCCCGUGGAGGCAGACAGAUCUACGACGACAGGUGCAGGGACCACCACCACCACCACCGCCAGCAACAUGGCAGGCCGCGCUCGAGAGCCUCAUGUCCCCGGACACGGCAGAGUCGUUGGUGACGGACCAACAGCUGAGGCGUAGCCUCGGCUUCGCGGUCGAAUUCACAGCCAGCUUGACGCGGGACCUGGGCCACAAGUACGACCUGCCUUCGCUCAACGAGGUCGGCGACAAGCUGGCAAAGGUGCGCAGGGACUUGGAGAACCUGGACAAGGUGCCGUUGUCCAGGAAGCGACAGCUCUUCCCCGGCAUGCCGAGUCCCGGCAGCGGAGGUGGCUUUUUCAGCAGCCUCCUCCCGGGAGGAGGAGCAGGAGCAGGAGGAGGAGGAGGUGCGGACGGCGAGCAACAAACCGGCGGGCUCCUGUCCCAGAUGAGCAGCGGGGUGAUCAGCGAGCUGGCCAAGCCGCUCAAGGAAGCCCUGAGCGGCGUCAAAGACAAGCUCGUCCAGAACGCUGGCGGUGCGACAUUCUUCCUCGGCGUCGGAGUCGGCGGCGGCACGGCUCAGGGAAUGAACUUGACAGACGGACCGGGCACCAAAGCCCUCAUGGAAAAGGUGGCAGCCGACAACGGGCAGACCGCAUCAGGCUUGAACCCGGCCAUCGAGAACCUCGGCAUGGGUCUCACGGCAACCCUGCUCGGCGCGGUGGACAUCAAGGAAUUGGGCAACAAGUUCAACAUCACCGAGCUGCUCGGCGACACCCCGUUGUCCGACGUUGCUCUCUCCAUGUCCGAGGGUCUGGGAGGCGGUGCCGCCAAGGGACUGAACCUCGGCAACGGCGCCCAGUUGACCGCCCCCCGAGGCAGCAAGGUGCGAGACGUCGUUGGAGCCUUGGGCUUUGGACUCACCGACUCGGUGACCAGCGCCAUGAGCAAAGGCGGAUCCGUCACCCCCGACAUCACCAGCUUCAACAUAACACCUAUCCUCGGCGGCCAGAGCCUGACUCAGGUGGCCUUUGGACUCGCCGACGGCCUGGGUACCGGCGCCGCCAAGGGCCUGAAGAUGGGCAACGCAGUCAACGCCCAACCUGCCACCGGAACACAGGCCUCGGACGUCGUCAACGCCUUCGGCUUCGGUCUGACCAACUCUGUGACCCGCAACAUCGACACCAGCAAGAGUUUCGACCUUGGCAGCUUCAACGUCACCCCGUUCCUCGGCGGGCAGAGCCUGACGCAGGUGGCCUUUGGACUCGCCGACGGUCUAGGCACCGGCGCCGCCAAGGGCCUGAAGAUGGGCAAUGCCACCACGGCCACGCCCCCUGCUGGAAACCAAGCCUCGGACGUGGUCGGCGCCUUCGGCUUCGCCCUGACCGACGCCGUGACGCGCAACCUCGACACCAACAAGACCUUUGACCUGACCAGCAGCUUCAACAUCAGCCAGCUGCUGGGCGGCCAGACGCUGGCGCAGGUGGCGCGCAUGUUCGCCGACGGCAUCGGUAGCGGCGCCACCAAGGGCCUCAACCUGGGCAACGCACGGGUCCGCAACGUCGAGCCGCCGCAGGGCACCUCGGCCGCCGACGUGGCCGGCGCCUUUGGCUUCGGCCUGACCGAGUCUCUGACCCGCAGCUUUGACGGCGACGGCGCCGGUGCCGGCUUGCCCAUGAACUUUGACAUUGACGGCACGCUCCAGAAGACGUUCCCGGGGCUCAAGAUCGGCAGCGUCGUGCAGGGCUUCGCCAGGGGUUUCCUCCAGGGUGCCAGCGACUCCAUCAUCAUGAUGGGCGGCAUCCAGGCCAUGAUGAACGGCACCGCCGUCAUCCCGACCACGUUCCCCAACGAGACCAUCGCCUUCAACGACACGCUGGGCGGCGCCGGUACGGGAUUCGGCCAGGGGCUCGGAGGCCAGGGCGUCAUCGUGGCCGCCGAGCUCAUCGCCAAGCAGUUCCCCGAUGCUCUCAAGAUACCCGGUGCCAACAACCGCAGCAUCCCCACGCGGCCGCUGUUCGACAAGGCCGACCUUGCGCCCGCGCGGUUGGCUCGUCGUGACGGCCCCAUCCUCGCCGGGCCUGGCUUCAACCUGUCGGCCAUCAUAAACGCCGACACCAUCUCCAACGGGACCCAGACCGUCCUGGACCUGCUGCAAUGCGAGGGUGUCGGUGGCAUCAUCCUCAUCGGCGUCGGUCUGAUCCGCAGCGGCGCCAUCUCGUUCAACGUCAUGGACAUCAUCAAGGGCGGCAACCCCAUCUCUAAGUUUGGUCUCAACGAAAACGUCACCAACACCAUCCGACAGGUCAUCCCCAACGGUACCAUCCACUUCACGAGCCGCGGUAACUUUUACGACAUUGACGGCACAGGAAUCAAGGGCGCGCUUGACGGCAACAUGAACGGUGCCAUUGAUGGCAUCAAGAUCAACAGCCUCAAGCUCAUCCCCUUUAUCGUCUUGCUCAUCAUGCACAUUCUGUUUGCCAUCAUCUUCUUCAUCGCCAUGCUUCCGCUGGCACUGUGCCUCGAAUCCGCCCGCAACAUCCUGGCCCGCAUGGCGUCGCCGUACCUGACGCUCCCGCGCAAGACCUCCAAGUGGAUCGGCAUCAUGUACGGGUACGUCAUCGCGCCAUUUCUCAUCAUCGUCUUCGUCUUUGGCAUCGUGGUGGCCGGGUCGCGACAGGACCACUUCCGCAACGCCCACGCCAUCCUCGGCCUGCUGUCCGUCAUCUUUGGCCUGCCCACCAUCGCCCUGUACUGGACCGACACGCGGCUGGCCGUGACCCGCGCCCGCGUCCUGUCCGUCCUGGCCCGGGACAUCAACACGGCCACGUUCCGCAUGGCCAUGAUCCGCGCCAUCACCAACCAGCUGUUCCAGACCCUUGCCGUCACGACCAUACUGUCGGGCUUCGGCCAGAUCUCCGGCGUGGCCCUGUGCGCCACCCAGAUCGUCCCCUUUGAGUUCGCCCUCUCCAUAGGCUUCGCCUUCGCCAGCAUCUCGUCCAUCGGCAUGAUGCUCAACUGGCUCGACUUCUACAUGGCCUGGCGCAUCUCGCGCAUCCCCAAGGCCAUGAAGACCCCCGACGCCUCUGGCAGCGACACCAACGAAGGUGGCGACGAAGAGGCCGUCGCCGGCCGUGCCGUCUCCAAGGGGAAGCGCCCGGUGCGCGGCGACCCGGAAAAGACGGAGCGCCCGUCCAUGGCGCCGCGGGAGAGCAGCGGCAUCUUCUAUCCCGAGAAGUCGGUGGCGCCGCCGCGGCUGGACAAUAGCAGCUUCUUCUUCUCCGAAAAGACCGCGCGGUCGCGCGAGGAUGGUACCUUCUUCUACCCCGAGGAAAAGUCGCCAACCUCCAUCGGGCAUGAUGAUGUGCGGUCCUACAUGACCGCUGCAUCACCGUCCCAACCGAGAGCAGCGCCUACGGGCGGCGAUCAGACGAAGGAAACUGAAAAAACAACACGAUCACCACUACCUGUAUUGAAGAGUGGCACAUCGAGAAACAUAAGGGAGCUAUAUGAUAAUAAAAUCUAG